AUGGAAUUAUUAGCUGUGUUGCUGUCCAUCUUCAUCACUUUCAAUAUUCGUUAUGUGGCAUCAGCGAACAAACACGCCGUAGUGUUCAAAAGCAUCCGCUCAACGGACGCGGAAUGUCUACAGUACUUGCCGAACGAUUCCUCCAACUGUGCGACCCGUUGCCGAGGCUUGGUGGAUCGGUUUUGGAACGACACCAGUGGAGUCGGUUAUUCCAUCGGGCGAUUCUACCAGCCAAGUCCAGACGACGCAUGUUACCAAAACAGAACUGCGCGAUGCCUAGCGGGAGUCAUCGCCACCAGCAGUGAUAGCUGUCAACGGGCAGAACAAUCGGUGAAGUGCUACGACGAUCAAUACGGACAGCUGGACUCCGAAGCGGUGCGAUACAUUCCGUUGACAAGGCUUCAACAUAUACAAAUUGUCAAGGAGUGUGUGGCCAUGCUAGGGAUGUCGGAAGAAACUUUGAAGCAAGUGGCAAUCAACGGAUCUGCAAUACCGGAGAAAUCGUGCCUUUUGCGGUGCUUCCUUAUUCGGCAUGGGCUGUACAGCGAUGAGGGAGGGUUCGACUGGGAACGGCUAGAGUUGCAAUGUGGUGGAUAUGGAGUUGGCUGGAAUCCAAGAAAGAUUCAGCAGUGCAUAAAUGGUAUUCAGGAGUGCGGCAAGUGUUCGAAAGUUUUGAGUUUUGCUGACGAUUGCGUUAACAUGUACUUCCGCCUGCAACCGUACGUGUAUGAUAAGAUUGAUGCAUCAGUUCCGUUUACGGUAGAUUUUUCCAUUGCUAUUGUAUCUGUAGCUGUACUUGAUGUUGGUUUCUAG
Molecule: messenger RNA, 813 nt
Organism: Aedes albopictus (Asian tiger mosquito)
Lineage: Eukaryota; Metazoa; Arthropoda; Insecta; Diptera; Culicidae
Product: general odorant-binding protein 45-like
Exons: 1
Coding region: 1-813 (270 amino acids)
Molecular function (GO): odorant binding
Source: RefSeq, a predicted model, not a curated record